CUGCAGAUUCCUGCGCUUAUAUCGGACAUCUCGGCGUAUUUGUCGGGGAGACACUGGCGCGUGUUUGAGGACUCGCAACACGCGCCUGUGGAAGAGAGAAUGAGAGAGAAAACGCACGCGGACAUGCUUGACCAGCUCGCAUUUCGCUGCGAGGUCCGCGACGACAUCCGCGCUCAUGAAGAAGUCUCGCAUCGACUGCGGCGCGUGUUACAUUCACUGAUCCUACCUGCGCGUUCGGAGACGUACCAUCAGCUCUUCCCUAUCAAGGAUGGGGCGUACGUCCAUGAGCACAUCGCUGAUGACAAGUUGGAGAUAGUGGUCGCCCAGCUGUCGCGUAGGUUGGUCUUAUUGCACGGGCGCGGUCGCACGGGCAGGCUUACUAUCGUCAGGCGCGCAUUGUCCAGCGGCUCGCGUGUGGGAUCGGGAUCCCGCAACGACCUGUGGGUGAACACGCGCAGGAGGGUGUCUCCGCUGAGCUGGGGCAGCCGGGGCAGGUCCGUG
Messenger RNA from Mycena citricolor, 501 nucleotides. The record is from the annotation of a GenBank genome assembly. Lineage: Eukaryota; Fungi; Basidiomycota; Agaricomycetes; Agaricales; Mycenaceae.